AUGGACGGAGCCAGCGCCGUGCUCGCCUUCGCCCAGCUCGGCCUUAGCCUCGCGACCACCCUGAACACCUACAUCGCCGAUGUGCGUCAUGGCCGCGACGACAUCGCCAACCUCGCCAACGAGAUCGAGGCGACCGUCUCGCACGCCCAGGAACUCGAUCGCAUUAUUCAGGAGAACAAAACCACAGCGCGCUGGAGCGCCCACGGGCUGUUUUUGGCCAAGAAGUGUCUUCAGGAUUGCCAGGAUGUGAUCCAGCGGCUAUCGAGGCUGCUCCGCCGCUCAGGAGGUGGGGGCACGAUGCCCGCGGCGGCAGCGGCGGCGGGGGGUAGAUCCGUUCUUCCUGGCACAACCACCACCACCUUCACCACGUCGGCGAGCGACACAACGAGCGACAGUAGGACGCUGGUUUCGCGCACGGAAAUUGAUGUGUCACUUUUUGGCCGCCUCUCGUGGCCGCUUUUCAAGCCUCAGCUGCAGUUUCUGAAGCAGGAGCUGCAGAAGAUUAAGAUCGAGAUGCUGCUGGCGCUGAGUACUUACCAGGCUAGUUCGACGUCAAAAGAAGAAGACCGGAAGGCGAUCGUCGAGCGCAUCAUCGCGCUGUGGCGCUCGCGCACCGUCGCCCGUCGUGAGCUCGUCCUCUGUGGUCGCAGACUCGAACGAGCGAACCGGCCUGGGUACGCUGAUAUGCCCGGACAAAAUGAUCGAUUCACUACCCAUAUGCGUGAAGAACGUGGUGAGGAACCAGCGCACGAGAAGCCAAGGACCAGAGGCAUCUCGCCCGAAAGCUUCGACCGUGCGUAUGCUCGCCGCCGCGACCGGCGUUCCACACGAGACGCGUCUGAUGAUCUCGAGAAAGAGCGACCGUACAUGACUGGCGAUGAAGCCUUUGAGGAGGGCAGAUUCGAGCACUCUCGCGAUGUCAGCACCGCGCAAUACGGGCCGCCAUACGCUCCGAAACCCGAGGACUCGGGGAGGAAGAACCCUGUCAAGCAAGCGAUUGACUAUGCCCUGAAGUUUGCGCUGGCGCCGGAGGAUGAUCCUAGAGAGUCGAAGCAGAGGAUCUUGUCGCUGUGGAGCAGAUACAAAGGCGAUCCUGUGGCAUUGAGACAACUCUUAAGAAUGGUCAACACCAUCCCAUCAUCGCAACCGAACCCCAAAAUCCCACUCAGCCUACAAGACCCCGCCACCGCAGACGGCCUCGCCUUCACCUGGUCCCUUCUCAUCACCAGGACCCCAGUCUCCUACACCGUCCACCCAGUCGACUACCCCCUCCCACAGCUCACCAAGCGCCUCGCCCGCGAAGAACAGAAGUCCGCCCCAUCCGGCACCCUAAAUCUUGAAGCGUACGCAGCGCUGACCACUCUUCCGCCGGGAUAUCGAAACAUGAUCACCGACUGGCUCAUCCCCGACCCCUCCUCGCGCCACCACUGGAUGCUCCUCGUCCUGGACCCGGUGUACCCACCACCCCCGAAGGACAGAAGAACCACCUGGCGCGACCGCCUCCGACUCUCACGCCCGAAUCCACCCCAAGACUACCCCCGCGAACCGGCAAGUGUGCUCGCCGUCUUCAAGCGUUGCACGCAAGCGGAUGCCCGCGGUAGCUCCCGCGCCGAGUUCAGCCCUUCCACCAAGAAAUUGCUGGGCUCAGUCACCCCAGCCGUAGCGGGCGCACUGAUCGCGGCGCUGCGGGAGCGCGCCAGGGACCGUCGUCGCCCGGGUCGGGAAUCCCGGUCGCCUUCGCGUAGCCCUUCGCGGCCGCGGUCCACAUCUCGGUCGCGAGUCUACGAGCGUGAGUCAUACCCGACGGCCGGGGGUGAGCCGAGUGCCCGGCCGCGAUACCGGUACAGGCCGCGCGAGCGCAGCUAUGAGCGUGAGGCACGGCCUAUGCGCGCUGAGGAUCCUCGGGCGGGCCCGGUGCCCGAGCCGCGGGUGUACGCGGAGGAGGUGUCGGACUCAGAGGGAGAGGUGAGCGGGGGCGAGGGGGGCACGUCCGCAGAGCUGGCGGAUCGGAUCAUGACGCGGUAUACGGGGCGUGUGGUGGUGCGAUAG
Molecule: messenger RNA, 2049 nt
Organism: Aspergillus aculeatus ATCC 16872
Lineage: Eukaryota; Fungi; Ascomycota; Eurotiomycetes; Eurotiales; Aspergillaceae
Exons: 3
Coding region: 1-2049 (682 amino acids)
Source: RefSeq, a predicted model, not a curated record